Molecule: messenger RNA, 2097 nt
Organism: Talaromyces proteolyticus
Lineage: Eukaryota; Fungi; Ascomycota; Eurotiomycetes; Eurotiales; Trichocomaceae
Product: putative acetyl-CoA synthetase
Exons: 1
Coding region: 4-2097 (697 amino acids)
Biological process (GO): lipid metabolic process
Cellular component (GO): cytosol
Molecular function (GO): acetoacetate-CoA ligase activity
Source: RefSeq, a predicted model, not a curated record
AUCAUGCCACCUAUGGAAACUCCAACACCUGUCUACACACCCCCACCGGAGCUUCGCACCUAUAUGGAUGAUUUCCGCGGAUACAUCAACAGAAAUCAUAGUACUCAGCUACAAACAUAUGACGAUCUCCACUUGUUCUCAAUAGGAGCCAGAAGAUCAACUAGAAAUAUAUUCUGGAUGUCUUUAUGGCACUAUCUCGAUAUCAAAGCAUCAGUUGAGCCAAGUGCUGCUAUUGAUGAAACUCUCUCCAUUGACAGUUUCCCUCAGUUUUAUAAAGAUGCAAAACUGAAUCUUGCGGAAAACAUUCUUUAUCAACGGCGUGGUGGAAAUGGAACUGCCAUUAGGGUUUUGAAUGAAUCUAAUUUCGAAUCAGAGCCUGAAGAUGUCUCCUGGGAUCAACUACGGGACCUUGUUCGCUUGCUAGCAGAUGCACUUUCGAGCUCUGGGCUGGAACUAGGUGAUAUAGUCGUCGCCAUUGGUGGAAACAACAAAAUUUCAUUAGCUCUGAUGCUUGCUACAGCUAGCCUGGGAGGUAUAUUUUCGUCUUUUGCAACAGAUGUUGGUGAACAGGCAUUACUAGAUCGACUGUCGCAGUUACGCCCACGAUUCCUAUUUACUGAUGCCGAAUACACGUAUAACGGUAAAAGUCAUAUGAUUCUACCUAAGGUACAUUCCGUAUGGCAUAAACUCACCAGAUCCCCUAAUGCAGAAUUGGUUAUCACUACCCCCUAUAAUACUGAAGACCAAUCUGUCGGACUGGAAAGUUUCCUCAAAAGAGCUAAAGGAAAACCUCUUUCGUUUUUACAGCUCCCAUUCAACACCCCUAUCUUUGUCAUGUUUUCUUCAGGUACAACCGGGACUCCCAAAGCCAUUGUUCAUUCCCAUGGGGGCGUGGUUAUCAAUUUGAAGAAAGAAUACAGACUGCAUUGCAACUUCGAUGAGAGGGAUGUCUACUUUCACUACACUAACAUUGGCUGGGCACUUUGGAAUAUCAUGCUCGGUUCUCUAUUCUGCGGUAGUACACUUGUUCUCUACGACGGUUCUCCUUUCUAUCCCACCCCCGAAUGUUGUCUCCAGCGAAUCCUCUCUGCAGGAGUGACUGCUUUUGGCGCGGGUCCGAAGUACUUCUCUGAGCUGCGGCGGAGGAAUAUCUCGGCGAAAUCCAUGAAGAGCAAUCAACUGAAACUGCUACUUAGCACCGGUGCCGUUCUCACCCCGGCACUUUCAUCCUGGAUGGCAGAGUCUUUUGGUUCUUUGUGUCAAAUCAGCUUUUCGGGCGGAACUGAGCUGUGUGGUUCUUUCGUUCAUGGCACUGUCAGCCUUCCCACGUACCCCGGGGAGAUCCCUGUUAAAGCAUUAGGAAUGGCCAUCGAGGUAUAUCCAUCCUCGUCAUCACCGGACCAUAAAACUCCAGGUCCCUCGCUACCUGCAGGGGAGAGCGGGGAAUUGGUAUGCACACAACCGUUUCCUAACAUGCCCAUGCACUUCCUGCACGACCCUGGCAGGAGGAGAUACUUCAACACCUACUUUUCUAGUAUUCCAGGUGUAUGGACACAUGGUGAUCACAUGUAUACAUCUCCUCAUACCGGAGGUAUAUACAUCCUUGGCCGCAGUGAUGGCGUGCUCAAUCCAUCUGGCGUUCGAUUUGGUAGUGGCGAAAUAUAUAGUCUCAUCGAACGGCAUUUUGCGGAGGAAAUUGUUGACUCUAUUUGCAUUGGCCAACGACGAGAAGGCGACGAAACUGAGAAAGUAAUUCUAUUUGUCGUGCUUCGAUUGAGAAACGCACUACCUAUUCGCGAUGGAGAAUGGCAUCGUUUAAGAGCAAGAAUACGAGAUUGUAUCACCAAGGCUCUUUCACGUCGUCAUGUUCCCUCUGCUAUAUUUCCAGUAUCCCGUAUCCCAUACAAUGUUAAUGGAAAAAAGAUGGAGAUUCCACUCAAGGCAGUCGUUUCAGAAGGGAAUCGGGCCUUUGCGAAACGGAAGUUCACAGUAGAUGAGGUUGAUGCUUUGCGGGAUUAUGUUCAGUAUUACGAGAAAGUGGAAGAAUCGGUAGAUAAAGAUGACGAGCAGGAUAUAGUUGGCAAAAGUAAACUAUAG